AGUAGGAAGACGGCCAAACUUCUGACGCCCGAUUGCGUCAUGAAUUUUCUAAUUUCAGACACAAGGCCCUGUUCAAGAUUCUCCAAGUUCUGCCAUUUACGGGGUCUACGGAACGGAUACCCACGAUCUGAAAAUCAUGACAUUUCAUGGUGCAUGGACGAGCCUGUAAUCGCAGACACACAAUCGCAAUUUCGUCCGUAAUCAAAACUGACAUCCGGCGGCGACUACGAGGAAACCACUGCACAGCGGGCAAUGGCCUCCGUGCCAUCAUGAACUGUGAAGUCCAAAAGUCGGUCCUCUCCGCGGUGAGAAACAAUUACAAUGGCAAGUAUGCGUAACCGCGUACUUGCCAUUGUGAGCGAAGCGAGGACUUGCACUCAGAGAGCCGAGACUCCUACUGCGACCUAGCGUACUCCGUUCGGUGGUGUACGAGGAGGCGUCUGUACCGCAGUCAAGUGCACAGAAUUCCCGACUGCAGUCGCAGUCGGAAGAGCCGAUGACCUAAGCUUGCCAGAGUGGCUACACCCUUGGAUCCACAGGAUCCAGUGCUGUGGGGCGGGCAUGGGCGACUUCAGGUCUGGCAUGCUGGGGCGGAAAGGUGACCAUGGCUGGGGUUAUGGAUAGAUGGCGUGUGGUCCCUUCGCUAUACGCUCAAGGGAUUUGAGGAAUACGAGUCGAUAUCUGUGCAGCUGCCUAGAUGGGUUCUUUGUCCUGUUGGCAUCGUGGGCUAAAAUCAGAGAAGGCGAACAACGAUGGGGCUGGGGGAAAAUUAAAGAAAUUCGACCUAUUAGAGACAACGACAAAGGGUUGCCUAUCUUGGCAUCUUUGCACGUUAGACGAGUUCGCGGCCUGCACUAACAUUGGGCAUUAAUUCGAGUCCAGAGGCGGGCAGGGCGAUAUAAGCAUACAGUCUUUGGAAGACUAUAUAUCGGCUGAGCCUCCCAGACAGUCAUAUCCUACGCUUCUGCCUUCCUCUUCGGCUCGUCGAGCUCGAGAAAAGAGCUCUAGCAGCUCUCACUGUCAGUUGGUCGGAUCGUCGAGAGCUCUUGCGUGCGAGCUCGUUGGGAGAUUGCAAGUUAGCAAGAUGGGAAAGGAGAAAUUUCACAUCAACAUCGUGGUCAUCGGACAUGUCGACUCCGGAAAGUCGACGACGACGGGUCACUUGAUCUACAAGCUGGGAGGAAUCGACAAGCGAGUGAUCGAGAGGUUCGAGAAGGAGGCGGCGGAGAUGAACAAGAGGUCGUUCAAGUACGCGUGGGUGCUGGACAAGCUGAAGGCUGAGCGCGAGCGCGGUAUCACGAUCGAUAUCGCUCUGUGGAAAUUCGAGACGAACAAGUACUACUGCACUGUGAUCGACGCCCCUGGACACAGGGAUUUCAUCAAGAACAUGAUCACGGGGACGUCGCAGGCUGACUGCGCCGUGCUGAUUAUCGACUCGACGACGGGAGGGUUCGAGGCCGGAAUCUCCAAGGACGGGCAGACCCGCGAGCACGCGCUGCUGGCCUUCACGCUGGGAGUGAAGCAGAUGAUUUGCUGCUGCAACAAGAUGGACGCGACGACGCCCAAGUACUCCAAGGGAAGGUUCGAGGAGAUCUCGAAGGAGGUGUCGAACUACCUGAAGAAGGUUGGGUACAACCCCGAUAAGAUCCCGUUCGUGCCCAUCUCCGGGUUCGAGGGCGACAACAUGAUCGAGAGGUCGACGAACCUGGACUGGUACAAGGGGCCGACUCUGCUGGACGCGUUGGACAACAUCUCCGAGCCCAAGAGGCCGUCGGACAAGCCCCUGAGGCUGCCGCUGCAGGACGUGUACAAGAUCGGAGGAAUCGGAACCGUGCCGGUGGGGCGGGUGGAGACGGGAGUGAUCAAGCCCGGCAUGGUGGUGUGCUUCGCGCCCACCGGUCUGACGACGGAGGUGAAGUCGGUGGAGAUGCACCACGAGGCGCUGCUGGAGGCGCUGCCCGGUGACAACGUCGGGUUCAACGUCAAGAACGUGGCGGUGAAGGACCUGAAGCGUGGGUUCGUGGCCUCGGACUCGAAGAACGACCCCGCGAAGGAGGCCGCCAACUUCACGUCGCAGGUCAUCAUCAUGAACCACCCGGGCCAGAUCGGCAACGGGUACGCGCCGGUGCUGGACUGCCACACCUCGCACAUUGCUGUGAAGUUCGCCGAGAUCUUGACCAAGGUGGACCGACGGUCUGGUAAGGAGAUCGAGAAGGAGCCUAAGUUCCUGAAGAACGGUGACGCCGGGUUCGUGAAGAUGAUUCCGACCAAGCCCAUGACGGUAGAGACGUUCGCCGAGUACCCGCCCCUGGGUCGUUUCGCCGUGCGCGACAUGAGGCAAACGGUGGCCGUCGGUGUCAUCAAGGCCGUCGAGAAGAAGGAGCCCACCGGCGCCAAGGUCACCAAGGCCGCCGCCAAGAAGAAGUAGUCACUAACGCCUGACGAGCUACUUCACAGUUUUGACACUACCAUUAUCUUCCAUUGUUCGUCAUUUCCCAGACAGGGUCGAGCUGGUCGGAACCAAAGUUGGGUGCUGGACAGGCGGUGGCAAGGCUUAGAUGAGGUGGUUCCCGGUGGCUUAGUCGCAUUCGUAGGAUCAGUAGGUGUCUCGCCUAAAUUCAGGUCGCUCGAUUUCAAGCAGAGCUUGUUCGCAUUACAUUUCGUUACCCAUUGCAUUGGAGGAGUCGAUUCAUCAUUUACCAGAGAAGGACCGGGAAAGAGCAAGAACGAUGAGACGUGUUUCUCUUAGUCGGAGAAUAUCGAAAACUUUCUCUCAAAAUGAACGUCAGCGAGCUACAACUACUUUGCAGAAGAGGAUGGAGGAAGGGGCAGCCAUAGUGCAGUUUUGGAAGACAAGACGGACUGGAGAUUUGUAAGCCAGGAUAGGAAAUAGAACCGGGAAAUAGCAAGAGGUUACAGUGGGAUGCACGGACAAGCUGUCUGAGAGCAGUUCUAGGAAUGUUUGAGAUCGAAGACCUUCAAAACAGAGGAUUUGGAAUAAAUUAUUCACAGCUGGAUCAUACAUAUCGUCGCCUC
This is a messenger RNA of Marchantia polymorpha subsp. ruderalis, 3036 nucleotides long. The record is from the annotation of a GenBank genome assembly. NCBI's taxonomy places the organism in Eukaryota, Viridiplantae, Streptophyta, Marchantiopsida, Marchantiales, Marchantiaceae.